Messenger RNA from Ectocarpus sp. CCAP 1310/34, 1241 nucleotides. The record is from the annotation of a GenBank genome assembly. NCBI's taxonomy places the organism in Eukaryota, Phaeophyceae, Ectocarpales, Ectocarpaceae.
CGCCACCGACCCACCCAGUCUCCCCCACAAACUGCAUCUUCCCAUCCCCGGAAACACGCCACCUAGAUAAGACCUCAGGCACGAGUCAGCUCUCAAGCAACCCCCUCCUACGUCGAGGUCAGCCAAUCAGUAUCAGCAUGCUUGCUUCGACGAUCGCGGGACGUGCCGCCGUAAGGGCUUCGCGCCAAGGCCAGCGGACGGUGGCUGCCAAGCUCACCAGCGGCGCCAUCACCGCAGCGUCCCCUUGCUCCAACCUCCGCUCCCCGCUCCCGGGGGCCUACCGAGAGACCAAGGAGUUAUGGCACAAUGACAAAGCAGCAGAUGCGCCUGCGGAUGUUGUUGAGACCGUCAAGAACGAGGCGGAGCUGACGAAACUGCUGGCUUCGGAUGGUCUCGUCGUGGUCAAGUUCCACGCCAUCCUGUGCGACGCUUCGAGGGCGGUGGAGGGGAGGUUCAGGCAGACCGCGGCUGAGUUUGGCGACAUAGACGGCAAGCAGGUCACCUUCGCUGACGUGUGCUUCGACAGCAACCGGCAGCUGUGCAACAAGAUGGGGAUCAAGUCGGUUCCCCACGUGCAGAUCUUUUCUGGCUCCAAGGGCAAGAUUGCGGACUUCAGCAUCGCCCCGCUGCAGUACAACACCUUGACUUCCCUGCUCAGUGAGCGGCGGGAGUCGGUGGCUGCCGGGGGACAGCUGUAACAUUCGGGGCAAAUUCCUGGAAAGCUUCCAUCGAUGCCGUGGUGGUGGCUGUGGCUGCUCCGCUGCAGUCCACAGCCAAUCAUCUUCUCGUAGACUUCUUACUACUCUUAGAUUUAUUUGUUUCAUGACGUCAUGUGAUGUGAUCGUAUAGCACUCGACAUGUUACGUCGGGGAUACGUGGAAGUUUUUUUGGAAUUUCGACGGCAAGCAAGCUACUGUGGCAAGUCGACCGAAAGAGCGCUCUGCGGUUGGUGGGCCACUUGCCAGCAAAGGUGGUAAAUGGGUGUGGGGCGGUAAGGAAAGGGACGGGUCGGGGAUAGAGGCCCCGAUGGGGAAACGAGCCGAUCGAUGUGGAGUUUUCCGGGCAUGACAGCCGAACAACUACGGCAAUAGCCGUGCCCGAAACGAACAACAUUCGAGGAAUCGUCUGGCGUUUGUGGUAGGGUGAUACAAAACUACCUGUUAAGAUGGUGUGCAUGCGUGAGGGGUUUAUCGGCAAGAGGCGUUUCCUUUCUGCGAGAUUGUCGCGGGGGGGGGGGGGGG